This is a messenger RNA of Elaeis guineensis (African oil palm), 2495 nucleotides long. NCBI's taxonomy places the organism in Eukaryota, Viridiplantae, Streptophyta, Magnoliopsida, Arecales, Arecaceae. The record is from RefSeq and is a predicted model, not a curated record.
AUGGACGAUGAGGUCAACAGUGGUGAUGGUCUCGAAGAGGAUGUGGGUGUCGAAACGGAGCGACUGGAUGCGGCAGCGGUACAUGAGCUCGAAGCCGAGGAUGCCCUUCAGAAAUCCAAGAAAGUUCUCGACAUCGGUGGUGGUGGUGAGCUGGCCAUCGACGGCGAUGUCGUUGGCUAUCUAGCCCUCGAACAUGAUGGGUUUGAGCUCGGCUCGCACGGCGUAGAUCGCCGUCGGGUGGCGGUGGGGCCACUACUGAUGAUGCACAGUCUGCUCAGCCGCCACACCAUCUCUUUUCGAUGCUGCACCCAGCUUCGGUGUCUCUCCACCUCCGCACAUAGCUGCACCACAGCCGGCAGUAGCAGUAGCCACCCCUUCGACCAGGAGAGCGAGAGGCUGACGGAGGGAGGCGACGGCAGGGGUGGGGACGAUGAGGAACAGGAGGAGGAGGAGGCGGCGGCGGCGAAGAGGGAAAAAUUAGGCAAGACGACAAAGGGGAGAGGAGGAGGAUGGGAAGGAGGUGGGAGGACGUGCUUCUCGAUGAAGGAAAGUUUGGAAGUCAAGAAUGAGACGUCCUUCAACUCCACUCUCAAAACUAUGUCUAUGGAGAAGGGAAAAGUGGUGGAAGGGAAGGUAGAUUGGAGGGGAAGGCCAGUCAGGAAAGGAGAACAUGGGGGAGUCAGCUCAUCCUUGCUUGUAUUGGCUGCUUUCAUGUUUGAGAAUAUGGCCUCUCUCGCACUAGCAGUCAAUCUGGUUACCUACUUCACCGAAGUCAUGCAUAUGGACGUAGCCGAUGCUUCCAAUGCUCUAACCAACUACAUGGGCACCAACUACAUGGUCUCAGUUGCUAUAGCAGUCUUUGCAGAUAUCUUCAUUGGGAGAUACAAGUCUGUUAUUAUAUCAGCCUGUAUUGAGUUCAUGGGACUUCUGUUGUUAACUCUGCAAGCUCACUUUCCAAAACUCAAGCCACCUCCCUGCAACAUCUUCGACACUACCGCCCAUUGUCUGAAGGUUGAUGGUGGUAAUGCUGUGUUCCUCUACAUCUCUCUAUACCUCGUAGCCAUUGGGUCAGCUGGGAUCAAGGCCAGUCUGCCGGUUCACAGCGCCGAUCAGUUCGAUGAGAAGGAUCCUCAAGAGGCCCGUCAAAUGUCGAGCUUCUUCAACUGGCUCUUGCUGAGUGUCUGUCUCGGAGGGGCCAUCAGCUUGACCUUUGUGGUCUGGGUUCAGAACGAGAAAGGCUGGGACCGGGGAUUUGGGAUUUCCACAGGUGCCAUGUUGAUAGCACUAGUAGUGUUCCUUGCUGGUGUGCCAAAGUAUCGGAUGGCUAUCAUUCAAGGCACUAAUGCACUUCUCGAAAUUAUUCAGGUUUGCGUGGCAGCAUUCAGGAACUGGAAUCUAGACCUUCCUGAAGAUCCUACAGAGCUUUAUGAAAUCGAUAGAAUGAAAGAAUCGCUUGAAGAAGUAGAAUUUUUGCCUCACAGAGAUAAAUUCAGGUUAUUGGAUAAAGCCGCAAUCCAAACUUCCAGCACUACUCACACCACUUCACCCAGCCCCUGGAAGCUAUGCCGAGUCACCCAGGUGGAGAAGGCCAAGACCAUCCUCGGCAUGAUCCCCAUCUUCUGCAGCACCAUCAUCAUGAGCACAUGCCUUGCCCAGCUCCAGACCUUCUCCAUCCAGCAGGGCACCACCAUGGACACCCGCAUCACCCACAAAUUCCACAUCCCUCCGGCCAGCCUCCCCAUCAUCCCCAUCUCCUUCAUGAUCAUCCUCAUCCCACUCUACGACCGCCUCUUCGUCCCCUUUGCCCGCAGGAUCACCGGCCACAUCACUGGCAUCACCCACUUCCAACGCAUCGGCGUCGGUCUCGUGCUUUCAUGCAUAUCCAUGGCCACCGCCGCGGUCGUCGAGGUGAAGCGCAAGAACGUCGCCAGGAGCCAUGGGAUGCUCGACGCCCUCCCUGUGCUGCAGCCAUUGCCGAUUACUGUCUUCUGGCUCUCCUUCCAGUACUUUAUAUUCGGCAUUGCGGACAUGUUUACUUACGUUGGACUGCUUGAGUUCUUCUACUCUGAGGCACCGAACGCUUUGAAGUCGAUCUCGACCUCCUUCCUUUGGUGUUCCAUGUCGCUUGGCUACUUCCUCAGCACCAUAUUGGUUCAGAUAGUGAAUGCUGCCACCAAGAAUCACACAAAGAGUGGAGGGUGGCUGGCUGGAAAUAAUCUCAACAGGAAUCAUGUGAACCUCUUCUAUUGGUUGCUCUGCAUCCUUAGCUUCAUCAACUUCUUGAACUACUUGUUUUGGGCCAGCUGGUACAAGUACAAGCCACAAGCUGUCCAUGACGAGGUGGAGAAUGGGGAGGUAUAGGCGUUGGUGGUGCUCGUCUUGGUCUAUUCAUGGGCGGGUCCAAGUUGGAGCUGGGUGUCCGGGAAGUGUAGUGUGGUGUUUCGGUGGAACAAAAGAUACAUUUAUGUUUCCAUCUGUGGCUGGACGGACAUCAA